Messenger RNA from Stegastes partitus (bicolor damselfish), 2256 nucleotides. RefSeq names its product ring finger and CHY zinc finger domain containing 1 (gene rchy1). The transcript has 9 exons. Gene Ontology annotation, cellular component: nucleus. The record is from RefSeq and is a predicted model, not a curated record. Gene Ontology annotation, biological process: ubiquitin-dependent protein catabolic process; protein ubiquitination. Lineage: Eukaryota; Metazoa; Chordata; Actinopteri; Pomacentridae. The coding region runs from base 12 to 845 and encodes 277 amino acids. Gene Ontology annotation, molecular function: zinc ion binding; ubiquitin protein ligase activity.
GUGGACGAAACAUGGCUUCCCCUGCUGGCUGUGAGCAUUAUGUGCGCAGCUGUUUAUUGAAAGCACCUUGCUGUGGGAAACUGUAUGUGUGUCGGCUGUGCCAUGAUGCAGAAGAGAACCACCAGAUGGAUCGAUUCAAAGUCAGAGAGGUGCAGUGCUCUGAGUGUCAGGUGGUGCAGCAGGCACAACAGACUUGUGAGCAAUGUCACGUACAGUUUGGAGAGUAUUACUGUGACAUUUGCCACUUGUUCGACAAGGAUAAGAAGCAGUAUCACUGUCAGCCCUGUGGGAUAUGCAGGAUUGGACCAAGGGAGAAAUACUUUCAUUGUGAGAAGUGCAAUUUGUGUUUAGCUCAGGAUCUACGAGGAAACCACAAGUGUGUUGAAAAUGUUUCAAGACAGAACUGCCCAGUUUGUAUGGAGGACAUUCACACAUCCAGAAUCGGAGCUCAUGUUCUUCCUUGUGGCCACCUUUUACACAAGACCUGCUUUGAUGACAUGGUCAGAACAGGAGCGUAUCGCUGCCCUCUGUGUAUGCACUCUGCUUGGAACAUGGAGGACCACUGGGAUCAGAUAGACAAAGAGAUUGCUCAGUCACCGAUGCCUACUGAGUACCAGGGUGCUACUGUCAGAAUUAUAUGUAAUGACUGCCAAGCCCACUGCACGGUGCCUUUCCAUGUGUUGGGGAUGAAAUGCACCGGCUGUGGCUCCUACAACACAGCACAGGACGGAGGACUCAUCCAGCAGCCUCAGCAACAGCAGGCAGAGCAGGACACUGAGACUGAGGCAGAGACGGACACAGAGCCAGAGCAGCAAGAUCAACAUGAGUCAGCCACGCCGCAUUAGCAGUACUCGCUGAACCAUCACGGAUGGAUUUGACUGGUGCACUUAAUUGUAGUAACUUACAUGGAGUGUAGCAGUAGACAGUUUUUCUAGUUUGUUUCAGAAAAAUCCAUCUAUUUUCUGCACCUUCUUAUGGUCUUCAGGGCUGGACCUGUCCCAGGAUGCAUUGGGUGAGAUGAUGAUUACACCGCCGACAGGUCGUCAGUCAAUCACAGGACCUUCACAUUAACAUACUGACAAUUUAGAGUCAUGGUCCAUUGGAUCUGCAUGUUUUUAGACUCUGUGAGGAAACGCACAAAGGCAUGGAGACAACACACAAACACCAAACAGCUGAUCAGCUGAGACAAACCCAGGAGUGUCAUGUGACUGUCAACUGUGUGACAGUCUGUUAAAUGUUUGAUGAGUUCAGGAACUGCACCAUAAUUCCCAUUUAACUGCUCGCAGUAAGACACUGCGUGAACAGAUGUGUCUGUUUGCCAUAUGCUCUCUGAGCCUGAGCAGCUUAACAACCCUGCAGCUUUGGAAAUUUGUUAGACAAAUGAAACUGUCUUCAGCAAUAUGAUUAACACUGUUGUAAGUCUGCACAUUUACUUAUUUUAGUGAAGGAUUGAUAAAGCAUAAGGGUAAGAUUCACAGGGCAUUUAUGCAGGAAAAAAAGUCAAAAAGAUACAGAGACAUUUUGUGAGUGAAAGAACAAACUUUUUGUUUUUUCCUCAUCUUAUUUCUCAGUCCAUAUUUUAGUUCUUAAGUGUGGCUCCCCUUCUCUGUGAUCUUUAGAAAUUUGCUCUACAAGUGAUAAAAAUCGAUUCUGUUUCGGUUUAAUAUCAAGUUCAUGUUCUGAUCCCACAAAAUCAAAGUUUUGUCAGCUGGUAAUUUAAAACUGUUGUGUUAUCUAAUUCGUUUGCAUACUUCACCUACGACUGUAAAGUGCAACAUGUCACUAUUCUGAUCAGAAGGAGGAGGAAUCUUCAUUGACAAGUCAAACAAUUGAGUUAUGCAUGUAAAUGUAAGUGGUUGACAUUUAGAUGGUUUAUAAAUAGACCUGUUCAUUGUCUAAAGCUGGCUAUGUAGAUGACAGGAUGGCAUUUGAAACAUGUUCUUAGUUGUGCCUGUUUGUUGCGUUACACUAAUGUGACAAUUCCUGCUGCAAUGUUGAGCAGCUUUUGAGCAUUUACUGCUCAUCCACAUACAGACAGUGCUGUCAUUUUUGCUGCUGAGACAAAAUGCCCCGUAUUCCAGGAUCACAACUUUUUUUGUGUCUUUUCCACCUGCAAAUGUUGGGUUAACUGAGUUUCACAAUGACAGUAAUACAAACUCCUAUUAAAUAACAACAUUGUACUAAGCCAUAUUGUAUUGUCUCCAACACAAUUCAUUGCAUUGAUGAUCAAAUAAAUUCAUCACAGUUUCAUUUUCA